UUGUGGACGCUUCUCAGAGUGGCGGCUACAUGGACGAGUUACAAGGUGCCGAAGAGGUUGCAUUCGUUGUGGAUGAUGUGACCACCAUCAUAAAAGAUGCUGUGGAAAACACCAUCGGGACCAGUCCCUACCAACACAACCGGGUCAACCAGUGGACUUCAAGUGUGGUGGAGACGUGCUUGAACCAGCUCACUAAACUUGGGAAACCCUUCAAAUACAUAGUGACUUGUGUCAUCUUACAGAAGAACGGAGCGGGCCUGCACACCGCGAGCUCCUGUUUCUGGGACAACACUGUUGACGGAAGCUGCACUGUAAGAUGGGAGAACAAGACGAUGUACUGCAUUGUCAGCAUUUUUGGCUUGGCCAUCUAGUGCCAAAAGAAGCUCUCAAGAUCUGGUCAGCCAAGAACAGCCCGUGCACUACAUGGACUUGAACCUUAAUCAUGUAACUUCUCAAAAGUACUCUACAUGGAAAACACAAAUUGUAUGCCGCACUAAAAUGAAAGACAGACAAAGUUCAGAAUGCAGGGAAAGCGAGCCAAUGUUUGUGUGACAUGCAAGAAAAUGCUAGAAAGUUCUUUAGUUAUAGAUGUGUGUGUGUGUGUGUUAGUGGUAGUGGACCGGCCAGGGGGGUUCCUCACAGUGGAAGACAUCAGUACAGCUUAGGGAGUCAGAGACUCAUGAACGCCACACCAGUGACAAAGUGACUAUUAAUGCCCAAUGAAAAUGGCCGCCGAGCUUUCCAGACAACAUGGCGGGCCAAGUUAUUACACACGGACCAGGCACAAAAAGGUUUAGACACAGCUGGUGUAGCCUGUGGAUGAGCAAUUUCUUUUAUAAAUGUGACUCCAUUUCAAAAUUCUCUCUCAAUUUUCAAUAAAUACUAACCCGAAAAUGG
This is a messenger RNA of Polypterus senegalus (gray bichir), 897 nucleotides long. RefSeq names its product dynein light chain Tctex-type 1-like. Gene Ontology annotation, biological process: microtubule-based movement. Gene Ontology annotation, cellular component: cytoplasmic dynein complex; cytoplasm. NCBI's taxonomy places the organism in Eukaryota, Metazoa, Chordata, Cladistia, Polypteriformes, Polypteridae. Bases 30 to 371 code for a protein of 113 amino acids. The record is from RefSeq and is a predicted model, not a curated record. Gene Ontology annotation, molecular function: dynein intermediate chain binding. The transcript is spliced from 5 exons.